This is a messenger RNA of Closterium sp. NIES-65, 879 nucleotides long. Lineage: Eukaryota; Viridiplantae; Streptophyta; Zygnematophyceae; Desmidiales; Closteriaceae. The record is from the annotation of a GenBank genome assembly.
AUGCGGGGAUACGCAAUGUUUUCCUCAGGGACUAGACUGCUGAACGGGUGUGUUGGGUUGGACUUACAUGAUGCCUUCCACACUGUUCACCCGGUGAAGAAGGAGUUCCCCUUUUAUUCGAGGUCGGCGAGGGUGAGCUCAAGGAUCGAUCGUGCGCUCGUGUCGGCGUCGAUGUUGGGUUGCAUAGGCGGAGCCUUCCACACCUCUAUCCCGAAGGGGAUCACGGACCACUGGUUUGCAAUCUCGGUGAAGUUGACGUCGUCUGAGGGGAAGGCGAAAGGUCCCGGCCUGUGGAGACUGCCUGAAAAAAUAGCAAAGAGUCAAGGAGUGAGGAACAUCGCACAGGCGAUAACACAACAGCAGGACGCGGAUGAUCACUUUGUCAAAACGCUGAAGAAGCUGAAUGCGUGUCUGAAGGAAUAUGCGAAAGGAGAAAGAAGGAGAGUGGCCUGCACCAUCAAACAUCUGGAGGAGAAGGUUGCGGUGCUCAAGCAAGCCUUUAUGAGUGAUGCGGGAAACCUUGACCUGCAAGAGCAGCUGGCAAGGAGUGAAGCACAGCUGAAAGUGUACUGGGAUGGGAAGAACGACUGGCUGCAGACGCUAGCAGGCAUACAAGGGGAGUUGGAGGGGGAAAACGUCCAAGUUCCUCACGGGGAAGAUAGCUUCAAGGAGAGCGAAGACAGAGAUUCAAAUGCUUUCGGUGGGGGGGGGGAAACGGUGACGGAGGCGAAGGAGAUCUUGCUGGCUGCAUCAGAUUUCUUCCGAGACCUCUUUGGAAAGGCCAAGGAGACAUCGGGCGAGAAGUGGUCAACUGACAGGAGCAAGCGGUUGGAUGAGGAAGACAGGGAAGUGCUGCAGGCGAAAUGGACAGAAAAAUAA